AUGCCUCUAGCGCCACUCAAAGAAAACCGCGCCCUGCGCAUCCUCGACCACGCCGCGACAAACCACUACGGCGUGCCCGCAAUGUGCUGCUACAACGUCGAAGGCAUCCUAGCAACCGUGCGCGCCGCCGAAGCCAAGAACUCCGCCGCAAUGAUCCUCCUCUUCCCCUGGGCAAUCCACUACGCGGACGGGCUGCUCGUGCACGCAGCCGCAGAAGCAGCGCGCAAAGCGCGCGUCCCCGUCACCGUGCACAUGGACCACGCGCAAACGCCCGAGAUCAUCCGGUACGCGGCGGACCUGGGCGGCUUCGACAGCAUCAUGGUCGACAUGUCGCACUACGAGAAAGCAGAGAACCUGGCGCUGACGCGCGAGCUGGUGGAGUACUGCCAUGCACGCGGGAUCGCGACGGAAGCCGAGCCUGGGAGGAUUGAAGGCGGGGAGGAUGGGGUUGCGGAUACGGCUGAUUUGGAGGGGUUGCUGACGACGCCGGAGGAGAGUAGGGAAUUUGUGGAUACCGGGAUUGAUUGGCUGGCACCGGCUUUUGGGAAUGUGCAUGGGGAGUAUGGGCCGCGCGGGAUUCAGUUGGAGUAUGAGCGGUUGAGGGGGAUUAAUGAGGCGGUUGGGGGUGAGGUGAGGCUUGUCUUGCAUGGGGCGGAUCCGUUUACGGAGGAGAUCUUUAAGAUGUGUAUCGAUUGUGGCGUGUCCAAGGUGAAUAUUAAUAAGGUCUUGAAUAAUGAGUAUGUGAGGGUGCAGUCGGAGAUGGCUGGGAAGGUGCCUUUGACUACUUUGCUGGAGGAGGCGACGAAUGCGAUGCAGAAGGCUGUGGAGGGUUGUAUUGAUCGGUUGGGAUCUGGGGGGAGAUAUCCGGCGACUUAG
This is a messenger RNA of Penicillium nucicola, 876 nucleotides long. RefSeq names its product class II fructose-bisphosphate aldolase. NCBI's taxonomy places the organism in Eukaryota, Fungi, Ascomycota, Eurotiomycetes, Eurotiales, Aspergillaceae. The record is from RefSeq and is a predicted model, not a curated record. Gene Ontology annotation, biological process: carbohydrate metabolic process. The transcript has a single exon. Bases 1 to 876 code for a protein of 291 amino acids. Gene Ontology annotation, molecular function: aldehyde-lyase activity; zinc ion binding.